Molecule: messenger RNA, 2234 nt
Organism: Hydra vulgaris (swiftwater hydra)
Lineage: Eukaryota; Metazoa; Cnidaria; Hydrozoa; Anthoathecata; Hydridae
Source: RefSeq, a predicted model, not a curated record
UGUAAACCUUACUAUUACAGAGAGAUAAUAUUAACAUAAUAAAUAGUUUAGAAGCCUUAUACGGCUUCAAAAUUGUUAAAAAGACAUUGUUUUGGAUACCUAUAUUUUCUGUUACAUAAAAAUGUUUUAAUUACUGUACGUUUGCUCCGAGGAAGGAGCAUUUUAAAAAUCAAAUAAAGUGCAUACGUGUGGUAAGUGCGUUUUAAAGAUCAAAUAAAGUUUCAUGUUUUAUAGAUAAGACAGAAUUUAAAAAAUUAAUCAAAAUAACUUUUAAACGCGCCGUAAAAAAAAGGUUAAUUGGAUUUUCAUAUAUCAUGAAAAUCCAAUUAAAUAUUUUGCAUUGCAUUUUAGUUAUAUAACUAAUACGCUAAAUGCUAUUAAAUUUAUUAAGAUUAAUGGCUUCAAAAACAUACACGCAUGCAAAAACGCUUGAUCCUUGUGACGUAUUGAUUAAACAUUGGUAUAUGUAAUAGUUAUUCCGCAAUAAUUUCAUUAUUGCGGAAUAACUAAGUUUUGCAUUACACUUAUCAAUGAUAUCAUUAACAAAAAUUUUUAAAAAUGUUGCCCUGCUCCAGGGUAAGUUACAAAAGUGAACAGAUUAGGUUGCAACACAACACUACGAAAUUAUAAGCCUUGCAAAGUUUUCUUCUAGUUUCUUCAAUAUUGUUUUACAUAAAUAUUUAUAUUUAUAAUAAAGAAAAAACAGAAAAUAUCCGCAAACUUAAAAGUAUUUUCAUGGAAUAUUUAUUAUGCAAUAUUUUACAAAAGCCAGUUGAAUUGCUCAAAUUGAUGUUACUUAUUCAUCAAUGACAUGAUUUGCAGCCUCUAUUACCAAUGUUCAUGGAAAGAGUCCAGUUUCAGGUUUUCUCUCUUGAGCACUCUACUCGAGUUCGUCUAGAAAAUGGAAAAAAUAAAUUUAAGAUAUUAAGAUAUAUAAUGGUGGUCAAUUUGAUGUUACUAUGGGGGCUUAUGACGGUGCUGAAGUUUGGGAGUUAUUAGGAAUUUUUUCAAAUUUCUUUACAUUAAAAAAAAGAAAAUGUUGGUUUGUAUCGUGAUGACGGUCUAGAAAUAUUUAAGAACAUCAAUGGCCAGCAGAUGGAAAAAAUCAAGAAACAUUUUGUAAAAAUUUUUCAAAGUAAUGAUUUUUGUAUAUCUAUCCAAUGCAAUAUGAAAAUUGUAAAUUAUCUUAAUGUGACACUCGAUCUUAAUAGCAACUCUUUUCGACCUUACGCUAAACCCGAUAAUGAACUGAUAUAUGUCCACUGUGAUUCCAACCACCCGCCUAAUGUUAUUAAAAGACUCCAACGUACUGGUGAAAUAAGAUUAUCUACAACGUCAUCAAAUGAAGUUGUUUUUAAUAAUACUACACCAUCUUACGAAGAGGCUUUUAAAAAAGCUGGUUAUAACUGUAAGCUUACAUACCAACCCCAGGUUACAUCACCUAAAAAUAAAAAUCGCAAGCGAAAUAUUAUAUGGUAUAACCCUCCGUUUAGUCUAAAUGUAGAAACAAAAAUAGGAAAUCGUUUAUUAGCAUUGGUUGACCUACAUUUUCCUGUCAAUCGCAAACUACGCAAAAUAUUCAAUAGAAAUUCGAUCAAGGUUAGUUAUAGCUGCAUGCAAAAUAUUAAAUGCAUCAUUAGUUCACACAACCACAAGAUUUUACAAAGUAAAAGAAAUAUAACUACAAAAACAUGCAACUGUAUUACUAAAACCGCUUGUCCAUUAAGUAACCAAUGUUUAGUAAGUAAUAUUGUUUACCAAGCCACUGUGAGUUCUAAUGAUCCAGAUCCUAAGGAAAAAGUAUAUUUUGGUAUCAGUGAGACACCAUUCAAGCUCAGAUACGCAAAUCAUUUUAAGUCUUUUAAUGCGAUCAAAUAUAAAAAUGAUACUGAACUUUCAAAAGAAAUUUGGAGUUUAAAAGAAAAAGGUACAACACCUAUUAUAAAGUGGAAAGUUAUAAAACGCUGUGAAGCUUACAAACCAGAAACAAAAGCCUGCAAACUUUGUCUUCAUGAUAAAUUAGAAAUUUUAUCUUUUAAUGGAAACAACCUGCUUAAUAAAAAAGACGAAAUAUUAUCUAAAUGUCGACAUUUAAAUAAAUUCCUGUUAUCUUCGAUUGCGCCUUUUCAAAUUACGUCAGAACUCGUUCUACCGUAAAAUUUUGAUUCGUUUUUUAAACGUUAAUUUACGUUUUUAAUUUUUAAUUUGUAAUUAAUAGCUGAUGAUUGCCGAAA